UCCCAUACGCUCGCUGCUGAGCAGCCCCCACGCGAUAUAAGUACUCCCGCGCUUUCGGACGACACUGGUAGCUCCUUUUCACGCGAAAGCUCUCCACCCGCUACACCCACUUCUGGAGUCAGUCGUGCACCAUCUAUCUCUUUUGAUGAUUAUUCUAAGCAUGCAUAUGUUGGCGAAGGCACGGACAUCAGGAUUGUCGAAUCAGACGCGGACUCCCCGCUACCAGAAGACAUCACCCCUCCGCUGAAACGGAGACGGUUGGUGGACACAAGGGCUGAUGAAGUUCUCGCAGAGAGACCGCUGCCGCCUGAUACCUCAAACGACGUGAACAAGGCGGAUGACGGCGCUUCCUUCGGUCUUGAGCAUAUAUGCAUCGGCGACUGCACAAGUGUCGGGGACGUCAAGCCAGAUGCAGUGGACCCGUCACUAGAAUACGUCUCCCGUCCAUUGAAACGGAAGCGAAGUGCGGACACAAGCACCUAUGACGUUCGCGCGAAGAGGGCGCGGACGUCUGGCACUUUGAACGACGCAACCAAGGUCGAGGACCGCGCUUGUUUCGGUCUUGGGCAUAUACCAAUCCAUGACUGCACCAAUAUCAGGGUUGUCGAAUCGGACGCGAAUCCCUCGGUCGCCCCCGGUAUUGACAUACAACUUGAAGCCAUCACUCGCCCGCCGAAGCGAAAACGGUGUGCAAACACGACGGCCGACGAG
Postia placenta MAD-698-R-SB12 is the source of this 711-nucleotide messenger RNA. RefSeq lists its product as hypothetical. The transcript has a single exon. Lineage: Eukaryota; Fungi; Basidiomycota; Agaricomycetes; Polyporales; Adustoporiaceae. The record is from RefSeq and is a predicted model, not a curated record. The annotation marks the transcript as partial.